Cricetulus griseus (Chinese hamster) is the source of this 4558-nucleotide messenger RNA. Lineage: Eukaryota; Metazoa; Chordata; Mammalia; Rodentia; Cricetidae. The record is from RefSeq and is a predicted model, not a curated record.
AUGAAGAAGCUCUUCAAGGGCUAUUCGCCCUGGGGCUUCCUGAGCUUUAGGCACGAGAACCAAGAACCACCGUGGUACCUCACUGGGUACACGCCUGUGAAAAAGAUCCACAAAGCCGCAAGCAUGGGGGACAUAACCCAAGUGCAGAGGAUGCUCGAGUUUGGGGAUGUUGACGUGAACAUUACGGACCGGAAGAAGAGGACGGCUCUGCAUUAUGCCUGUGCUCAUGGCCAGUCAGAAAUGGUGGCCCUCUUGCUAUGGUAUGACUGCAACAUUGAAGCCCGAGACCGUGAUGAAAGUACAGCUCUGAUCAAGGCCACACAGCGCCAGCAUGAGGAAUGUGUAAAGAUUCUCCUGGAGAAUGGUGCUGACCCAAACGCCAUUGAUGCAUAUCAAAACGCUGCUCUCCACUAUACAGUUUACAACAACACUGUCUCCAUAGCCGCCAGACUUCUGGCGUUCAAUGCAGACACUGAAGUGAAGACGAAGCAUGGCUACACACCACUUAUACUCGCUGUGCUAGAAAACAAGCAGGAGAUGGUGGAACUGUUGUUACAGUCUGAUGCCAAUAUAAAUGCCCUGGAUAACUACAAGAGGUCUGCCCUCAUACAUGCUAUGAGAGCUCAGUCUAAAGAUAUGAUCAGCCUUCUUCUCCAGCAAGGUGCUGAUGCAUCUUUGAUGGAUGUCUACGGAGCAACUGCACGAAGUCACGCUGUUUUUGAAACCUUUCAAGUGCUUUCCAAAGACGCCAGUUCCAAUCAUCUUGAGCCUACGACAGGAAAGGACAGAAAUAAUUUUGAUGUCAAGCAGGAUGACUGCACACCAUGUACAUACCCCACCCAGGACAAUGAGGAAAAGAUGGUACAAUUGCCAGCAAAGGAAGAGGAAAACAUAGACACAGUUGCCAAGCUGGGGAGCCAAGUUGCUUUAGAACACCAGGAGAAAGAACUUGAAAUUUGUGAAGAUUGCAGCCCAAAAGCAGAAACAUGUCCUGAAUGCUACCCUAAAACAAGCCUCGACCACAAAAUUAUAAAUCCCAAGCCCACAACAGAAGAAGAUGAACAUAGCAUCAGCUCCAAGACUCCUGGGGUCCAGGCACCCAUGCUCACUGAAUCCAGCCUCUGGAUCGGGUAUCCCGCAGAUUGGCCAGAACCUGUUAAGUUCUCCAGACAACCAGCGGUCUACAACCCAGCGGAAUGGAGGGAAGACAUGGAAUCCCGGUCUGUACUACUAGAGGAAAACCAACAUCCAGCGGCAGUCUUGUCGGGAAAGGAGGCAAACACGCAGACACACAGGGUUUCCAAGGGACCUGGUGCUAAUGAUUGUGAUCCUACAGAAAAAGAGAAUGCUGAGGAUGAACUGGUGUCACUUUUAGCUCCACUGAAGGAAAACAAACCACAGAUGAAAGAAUUUUCAGUAACUGAAGCUGCCAAGUUACAGACAGAUGUCAAGCUGGAUGGACAAGGUGUUUUAGAAUAUGAAGAAAAUGGACUUGAAACUUGUCAAGAAAGCAAUUUAGAAGCAUCUGAAAGUACUGAAUCCUAUUCUAUACUAAGGUUCUCCACCAAACCUGAUCUUAGUGACACUGAGCCCACAGCAAGAAAGGACGAAUAUAAUUUUGAUACAAAGGACAAGGAUAAGUUAGAGAAACAUCCCUUGGCACAGAGAGCAUCCCAUCGUCAAGUCAAGCAGACAAGCUCUCUACCUUUACAACUCCAAGAGCAAGCACAGGAGCCAGAGAUGAACAUGUCUUCUGAUGGAGAAGAUACAUCCAGGCAUUCAAGAUCUGCCAAGGGUCCAGGGCUCAGGGGAGCAUUGAUAGAAGGAGACAAACUAGAGGGUAAAGAUGCUCUACAACUUGCCAUAAACAAGCUAAACCAGAAGGUUGGUGAGAUUUGUGAACCUGUCAAAAGUAAUGUUCACCACGAGAAAGAGGGAUCAAAUGAUGUCUGUACAGGAAAACCACCCCUCAAGUCGGCCUCCCCUAAACCGGCCCAUGAUCCGCUUGACUGUGAGGACAGAGAUGGAGCUGCAGCACUGGUGUGUGAGGCACUGCAGACCUUUCCCGGACAGAAGGAAGGUGGCCUUGGAAACGUCUUUCCAUCUCCCUCAUCCUCUCAAGUCAUGGAAAACUGUGUCCAGUCAAUUACUAAAUUUCCCUUAAUGAAGAAUAAAUUAGACUGUGAAAAUAACAAGUUUGAAAUAGAAGAAUCCAUUCCUAGAUGCAAGGAGAAAUUUAAAAAUAUAGAAAGUAGAAAGAUAAGAGGUAAAUGCCCAGAAGUAUGUAUGAGUGAAAAGCAAGAAGCCUGUGAGUUCAGGAGCAAGUUGCAAAAAACUAUGAAACCAAAACGCAUGGACUGGCAGUUAGAUAUCAGACACAUGCCAAAGUCCAGUGAAUCCAAAGGGCUUUCAGACUCCAAAGAAAGGAAUCACGUGAGUGAAUUAAAAAGUUGGGAUGAUUCUACCCUUCGAGACACUUACAAGAAAAGUAAAGACACAGGGAAGUCACUCCACAGCAACUGCGAAACUCCGGUGCACACCGCUGGAACCAUCAGUGCCAUGCUGGCUGGUGGCCGGACAGCAAGCGCUUUUUCAGAUGAAGAUUUUCAGGACAGGCUGUAUGAUAAUGAGUUCCACAUAUUGGAGGAAGAGAUCCUGGCCUGGGAGAAAGUCCACCUUGAAAAUGAGAGUGUCUCUGAGAAUCUGCCAAACAAAUGUGAGGAAAUUGCAUCUAAUGCCAUAGAUCCAAAGGGGAAAUACAUAGAAAACAAACACACAGGAGCAGAAUCGGACUCUGAGGUGACAAUGCAAUCAGAACAAAAGAGUCUUGAUGACAGUGAAAAUACCCAACUGCAAGAUAAAGUUCUCUCAAAGACAUGCCCCCAAACACAAAACACAUCUGCAGAUCCAGCCAGGCCAGUGCCCCCUCAGUCUCAGAAGGAAAGCAAACAAAUCCACCUUCCACCUUUGCAUCUGGAGAAAAUGUCUGAAGACCGUGAAAUAAACAAGAAAUGUGAUAGAGAGUGUGCACCACUACACUCAGAGGUUUCUUCAGUGAAAGCCUUUGAGAAAGCGUCUCUCACUGGAGACCUAACAGGGAAUAAUCGGGAGCCAGACAAACGCUGCUGUGAGUUACAGUGCACAGCUGGCCAUGUGUUUGAAAACAUGUGCUGUGACGAAGAACCACUUCCAGGUAGCCAUAGAGGACGAACUCAGUUCAAGGUAAUCAUCUGUAACCUCGUGUUUCUGCAACUAAAGACAAUGGUUGAAGAAAUGAGCAAGAAGUGGCCGAGUCUGGAAUUGGAAGUCUCAGAGAACCUGUGUCUUAUGGCCACUGACUAUAAUGCCAGUGGCUUGACUGUCAAAAGGAAAGGAGGAAGGACCAAGAAGCUGUUCCCUGCUGAGGAGAAAGACAAGCUUGCUAAGCUGACAAAGAGACAAGCUACAGAAAAGCACAAGAUGGAAACCCAAGUAAAUGAAAUGGAAGAAGCCAACAGUCAAAGUCAGCCUUCUGCAACAGCCUCUGACAAUGAUUCUGGUAGCCUGUUGAAACUCUGGGAUAAGGUUCAUUCAUAUGAAAGACAAAUGGAGCUUAAAAAUAGUCACUACGAACUACUUACAAGAAAACCUGAAAACAUGGAAAAUAUGGCUAGUGGAAUACAGAGAGAACAGACAGAAAUUAAGAAAAUAAAAUCCUGGUUACAGCAUAAAGGAGCAGACUGGGAAGAACUCUGCACUUUGAGGUUCCCCUUAAAACAAGGUGAGAAGCAAGAAAACGCUGAGUCUACAUCUCAACAAAAGAAGAUGCAGCCAAGCAGGAAAGAGGAACCAUGUGAUGAAAAUGAGGAAUGGACUCAACACCCGGAAACCAGGAUGGUGAUUACAGACAUAAAGGCCAUAGAAACUGGAUUGAGACAGUUAUACAAGCUGAAAGAAAAUUGGGAAACUACAUAUUACAAAUAUCUACACAUGGCUGUAAAACUUCAGUUUAUGGAGCAAGAGCUAAUAGCAAUAAAAACAGAACAAAAGAAGCGUGGAUGCCUACUCAAGGACCUCAGCACCCAAACAAGAGAUCAAAACAACACUAAGGACUUAAGAGACACUAAUGAAAUUGUGACAUUAACCCAGAUGGAACUGAGAAUUAAAAACUUGGAAUCUCCGCUAGCCACCAGAGGAGGAGCUCAGCAAAGUCUCCAUGAAGGAGGAGUGCUAGAACCUGACACCACUAUGCUGAAGAGAGUGGUAUGAUGCAGACAUUGAGAACAGAGCUUGGUGAGCAAGCCAAACGGAGGCCACAGAAAUAGCAGAGCUCAUGUGUCUCUGCUGCAGGUUAAUGGGUACCAGGGAACUCACAACAGACUGGGAGUUAGAAAAUGAAUGUGCAUUUGAGCUGCCAUUCAAGGAGGCUCUUCUUCCCCUUUUCACUUUGGAUUUCUAUGGCCUUUUGCUCCCUAAUGCUCUCAUGUAGCUAACAUGAUUAGACUAGUAUUCUAAAGCUUUCUAAAUAAGGCAUUUAUAUUCUUAUUAAACUACUUUGUGCCAUUUUAUUAAAUAGAAA